UCGAGUGGAUUAACUCCAUUCGACGCCCUUUGAUUGACGAGGUCAAGGGAAAUUCCCCCUCCAACGAAUUUUGCAGCCAUAAAAAGCUGCUAUACUUGACCCCUCAUAUUUCCCUGAUCACAUUUCUCACCAACUUACACCACCACCCACUUUUGACGACUGAAAGCAGGCCCCCAACUCAACAACGCGCUCGCGACUUACAGGCUUCAUGUCGGAAUGGGUUCAAAGACACCCGAAGAUCAGAUUCCUGGAGGCAAUGGCGGGCCCACUUCGUCCGGCAUUUCCUCCGGCGGAGAGCCGCGCGGCGUGCACCUCACCCGUGACGGGGACGGCAGCCUCGGCGGCGGAGGCGAUGACGAUGGCGAUGAUGAUGACGAAGAUGAAGUUGUCGCUGGCUCCAGAUCGCUGAAGAAUGCUGCAGCAGCAGACGAUGACAAUGAUGAUGAUGGACCCAGGAAGAAGAAACGAAAGCCUAGAAAGAAGAAGAAGAAGAAGGCUUCCGCCGGCGCGACUGCUAUGGAGCAAUCUGACCCUCCGAGGGUGCCGCUGAGCGACCUCUUCCCUUCGGGCUCGUACCCGGCUGGUGAGGCGCAGGCUUACACCAAGGCCCGGGAUGCGGAGAAAGGUGCGGGCUUGGAUAUGAAUACCGCGCGCACGACGGCUGCGGAGUUACGGUACCAGUCACGCCCGCACCUCGAGGACCCGAGCCUCCUGAACGACUACCGCAAGGCCGCCGAGGUUCAUCGGCAAGUUCGGCAGUGGGUUCAGGAUACGGUGAAGCCCGGUAAGCAGACUCUGCUCGAGAUUGCUACGGGGAUCGAGGACGGGGUGAGGAGUUUGCUGGGGAAUCAGGGGUUGGUGGCGGGUGAUGCGUUGAAGGCUGGGAUGGGGUUCCCUACGGGACUUUGUCUUAACCAUGAGGUAGCGCAUUACACGCCGAACCCGGGGCAGAAGGAUGUGGUGCUGAAGUAUGAGGAUGUGAUGAAGGUUGAUUUUGGGGUGCAUGUGAAUGGGUGGAUUGUGGAUAGUGCGUUUACGAUGAGUUUUGAUCCGGCGUGGGAUAGUUUGUUGGCUGGGGUUAGGGAUGCUACGGAGAGUGGGAUCAAGGUUUGUCUUUUCCUCUUUACAUCCUUCACUGUCCUAUUCUUUGGAGAGGAUAAGAACGCUGAUUCGUCGAUGGUGCAGACCGCUGGAAUUGACGUCCGCAUCUGCGACGUCAGCGCCGCCAUCCAGGAGACGAUGGAGAGCUACGAGGUCGAGGUCGGCGGCAAGAUGUACCCCGUCAAGCCGGUGCGCAACAUCUGCGCGCAUGAUAUUGCGCGGUACCAGAUCCAUGCGGGCAAGUCGAUUCCGUUUAUCAAGAACAAUGAUCAGACCAAAAUGGAGGAGGGUGAGAUCUUUGCAAUUGAGACGUUUGGGACGACUGGGCGUGGAAAAUUGUAUGACGAUGUUGGUAUAUAUGGGUACAAGCUGGAUUACGAUGCCCCUGCUCAGGUCAAGUUGCCCUUUGCCUCUGCGAAUCGUCUGUAUAAGUCGAUCAAAGAGCAGUUUGGAAGUAUCGUCUUUUGCCGUCGGUAUCUCGAUCGUCUGGGUUUGGAUCGGUACUUGGCCGGUCUCAAAUCUUUGGAAUCUCAUGGCAUUCUCGAUUCGUACGCACCUCUUGCGGAUAUCAAGGGGUCUCAGUCCGCGCAAUUUGAGCAUACCAUUUUACUGCGUGAGAAUAACAAGGAGAUAAUCAGUCGAGGGAGUGACUAUUGAUGAGAUGAUGAAGGACUUUACGAAGGUACAAAAUGGUAUCACAGAUUGCUUUUGUGGGCACAAGGGGUGACGUCUCAACACGUCGUUGCGGAUUAAGAUGGCCUCAACGCCACAUAACUGAGGAAAUUUGUUUCAUUUAUGCUUUUGAGUUCCUUAAAAACUCUCUCAUAUCUCCCCGCGAAGGUGUUCAACAUCCCUCUGCUUUCCCGAGUUUCAUUGAGUUAUGUUUCGAGUACUGUAUGCACUUAAGGCGAUGACUUUGGAAAUCUGACAGACAGAUCAUCGCAUACAACUUGAUUCAUGAUUCUCUUUCUCUAGAAUAAAUAAAUAAGAAUCAUACGAGGUUGAUGUUCUAAAGAUUUGUCGAGAGCUGUCGAUUUGGCCGCGUGGAG
Messenger RNA from Colletotrichum acutatum, 2150 nucleotides. Its product is annotated as peptidase M24, structural domain-containing protein. The record is from RefSeq and is a predicted model, not a curated record. Gene Ontology annotation, cellular component: cytoplasm. Gene Ontology annotation, molecular function: metalloaminopeptidase activity. Gene Ontology annotation, biological process: proteolysis. The transcript has 5 exons. Bases 217 to 1758 code for a protein of 513 amino acids. Lineage: Eukaryota; Fungi; Ascomycota; Sordariomycetes; Glomerellales; Glomerellaceae.